AUAUUUCCAUACCAUCUACCUGGGCGUUCGGAGUCGUCAGAGUGCUGAGACAGAGCGCUGGCGUUACUACUGGAGGAUGGUCUACGAGUUUGCAGAUGUGAGCAUGCUCCAUCUACUGGCCACCUUUCUAGAGAGUGCUCCACAACUGGUGCUGCAGCUGUGCAUUAUCAUACAGACACACAAGCUCCAGGCUGUGCAAGGUAUGACAGCAGCAGCCUCCCUUGUCUCUCUGGCUUGGGCCCUAGCCUCCUACCAGAAGGCCCUGCGAGAGUCUCGGGAUGACAAGAAGCCAAUCAGCUACCUGGCUGUAAUUAUCCAGUUCUGCUGGCACUUUUUCACUAUUGCAGCGAGGGUCAUCACCUUUGCCCUGUUUGCAUCUGUGUUUCAACUCUACUUUGGCAUCUUCAUCGUCCUGCACUGGUGCAUCAUGACCUUCUGGAUUGUCCACUGUGAGACAGACUUCUGCAUUAGCAAGUGGGAGGAGAUUGUGUUUGACAUGGUGGUGGGCAUAAUCUACAUCUUUUCCUGGUUUAACGUCAAAGAAGGAAGGACAAGGUGUCGGCUUUUCAUCUAUUACUUGGUGAUCUUGGUGGAGAAUGCUGCUCUUAGUGCGUUGUGGUAUCUCUACCGAACGCCUCACACCACGGACGCCUUUGCAGUGCCAGCACUAUGCGUCAUCUUCAGCAGUUUCCUCACUGGAGUGGUUUUCAUGCUCAUGUACUAUACCUUUUUCCAUCCCAAUGGGCCACGCUUUGGACGCUCAUUGAGUGGCCAAGGCCUUGACCUGGACCCCACUGCUCAGUUCUCCACACUACCAUCGGAAGGUGCCACCAACUCAUUGCGCUCCAACAGAGGUGCCACCACAACUCUGGAGCGUGACAUGGGGAAGUAUUCUGAGCGGGAUGGCUGCAUGCCAGUGUUUCAGGUCCGACCCACAGUGCCAUCCACUCCAUCGUCUCGUGCUCCACGUCUUGAAGAGACUGUCAUCAAGAUUGACCUUUGUAGGAACCGCUACCCAGCCUGGGAGCGUCAUGUCCUCGACCGCAGUAUACGCAAGGCAAUUCUGGCCAUAGACUGCUCCCUGACUCCUCCACGGCUGCAGUACAAAGAUGAUGCUUUGGUGCAAGAGAGGUUGGAAUAUGAGACCACUUUAUAGUUCCACCCUGCUCUCAGAACCCAUACAGGGGUGCAGCAUCAGAUAUCACAUAAAAAGCAACAGGAAUUGUGGCAAUAAGAAUUUGUUAAUACCAACAAUGUCAGUUUUCAUCUCUGAUUCCCCCUUUUUUUCCAUUCUUCGGCAUCAGCAUCCACCCAGGUGCAUUCAGCACUCUUGGUAAUGAUUGGAAGAGUGAUUUAGCACAAGUUCAGUUGAUGUCUCUGGAUGUAUUUGGGCUCUUUGUAGGUUUGUUGCUCUAAUUUUUUUCAUCCACUCAUCAGGUAAAUCCUGUGUAGUACAAACUAAAUGCAAAUCAAGAGAGCGCUUCAACACUCUACUCCUUAAAAGAAACUGAUGCACUGUUUGCUCGAGUUUGGAAAAGUUAGGGAUAAAAUAAGCAUAUGUCCAUGUCCACUCUGAUAAAUUUUAUGUCAUUAGAUAUUCCUCUUUAACCUAAAUGAUAUCAGAAUUAAACUGAAAUUCCUGUAAUUCAACGAGGAAAGGAAUCAAUCCCGCAUUCAUUCCCAGUAGAAAACUAUCAUAUCUGUCUUUACACGUUGGUGUUCUACUGUUCUGAUUGUGUGAUCCCAUAGCAGCCACAA
Molecule: messenger RNA, 1758 nt
Organism: Lates calcarifer (barramundi perch)
Lineage: Eukaryota; Metazoa; Chordata; Actinopteri; Centropomidae
Product: XK-related protein 4
Exons: 3
Biological process (GO): phosphatidylserine exposure on apoptotic cell surface; engulfment of apoptotic cell; apoptotic process involved in development
Cellular component (GO): plasma membrane
Source: RefSeq, a predicted model, not a curated record